This is a messenger RNA of Hippoglossus stenolepis (Pacific halibut), 2439 nucleotides long. RefSeq names its product granzyme A-like. The record is from RefSeq and is a predicted model, not a curated record. The transcript has 5 exons. Lineage: Eukaryota; Metazoa; Chordata; Actinopteri; Pleuronectiformes; Pleuronectidae. Gene Ontology annotation, molecular function: serine-type endopeptidase activity. Gene Ontology annotation, biological process: proteolysis. Bases 298 to 1077 code for a protein of 259 amino acids.
UUAGCGGCUGCGUUCUGGGCCCACCCUCACUGACACGUCUGCACCCUGAUCAUGACCUGCAUCACUUAUAGUCUCCACCCGACCAGAUGAGCGGUAAAUUAUAACAGCGGUUACCACAGACUUCUGCACAGAAAUGGUUCACAUCAGUUCUUAUGUCAAGAUUGCGUCCAAUAUGCUGACUCAUGAGUUUCCAUGGUCAGACCACAUCCUUUGACUUCAAGACAUAAAGACGAGUGUGAGCACUGAGGGGGGCUUCAGUGCAUCUCACCAUCACAUCAAAGAGAGAGAAAAGAAGACAUGUCCUGCCUGGGGGCUUUCACCGGUCUCCUCUCCUGCAUGGUCCUCCUCAUUGUCCACUCAAGUGAUGGCUCUGAGAUUAUCAGUGGGACAGAAGUGACGCCCCACUCGCUGCCGUACAUGGCUCUGCUUCAGACAACCGGACCAGUCUGUGGAGGGAUACUGAUCGAUAAAUCAUGGGUCCUGACUGCUGCCCACUGUAAAGAAAUUAAGACCGUGUUGCUGGGGGUGCACUCCAUCAAGGCCAAUGAAGAUAAGUCCAGGCAGGUCAGAAAGGUUAAGAAGCGUUUUCCACAUCCCUGCUAUGAUUCAGCUGAAAAUGUCAAUGACCUCAUGUUGCUCAAGCUUGGCAAAUCUGUGAAGGAAACCAAGACAGUGAAGUGUCUUAAGUUGGGUGAUGCCAUCAAAGAUCCGGCAGCUGGGACCAGCUGCAUGGUGGCAGGAUGGGGCCGAACAAACAACAGUGUUAAGAAAAUGUCCGACGUCUUGAUGUCCGUCAAUGUGACUGUGGUCGACAGAGUGAAGUGCAACUCUGCUGAAUAUUACAACUGCAAACCCGUGAUCACCAGCGGCAUGAUAUGUGCCGGUUCAGACGGGAAGAGGAUUGCUGACAGUUGUCAGGGGGAUUCAGGAGGCCCACUGAUGUGCAGCGGAGGGCUGGUUGGAGUCACUUCUUUCGGAACCAAGUGUGGCCUGAUUAAAAAGCCAGGAGUGUACUCGUAUCUCACAGAGAAACAACUCAAAUGGAUCAAAAAGACAAUGAAGAAGUCUGACAUUUAAUGAGCACCCGCUGUGAAGGAUUUUGUAUUUGUGACCAUGUUAAUCAAUUCUAUGUGAGGUGAUACGAGGGAGAUUUCUGCUUCUGCUGCAAUAAAACAGGCCAAGUUGAUUUUAUUUUGAAAUCUAAACUGGAGAGACACGUGUUUAUCAUGAAAGCAAAUCGCCAAAGGGACAUUAUUGAGUCCUUCAACCAGACUGAUGUCAACCAGACAGACUCACCACUUCCUGCAUCAAGAGCCUAAAUUGAAACUGAGGCUUCAGGCCAAGUCUUGUUGAAAACAAGUGUUGCAAUAAAGAUAAAUUCUGGGCCAUGAAGUAUUAUCUAAUCAUCACUGAUCCAUGUUCUUAUACUGUGUUAAAACCCCACACCAACAUUUCUGUCGUCAUAGAGGCAGAGGCCGAAAUAAAGAGGGCACAUGGUCUGUCUGUCUUUCUCUCUCAGCUUUUCUGUUUUCUCUGGUUUCAGGGUCCUAAGAUCAGUGUUCAAACAAAAAGAGAUCAUUUUUUAUGUUGUGUUUUCUUUCUCUUACUCUUCUUCAGGUUAUCUGUAGUUCAGAUGGUUCCCACAAACCUUCUCAAACGUAUAAUUCAAUUCAACAACUUGUAAAGAACAUUCCAGCCCUAGUUUGCUCACAUUCACGGUUUGGUUUGAACUUGGGGGAACGUGGGGCCCUGGUUAUGACGCAUUAUUGAUCUGAGGUGGAGAUUGGGGGCCCUCCCCCCCAAAUUUUUCUUUAAUUAUCAUAUUUACUUUUUGCAAAUGUCAAGAGAACUCAGCCGUUUUUUAAAAAAUUGCCAUGCCCCUCCUUUCUGAAUAAAGGUUUAAAGUUAUAUUCACAUUUACAAACACCAACAAGGACUAUAUUAUCCAGGUGUUGUUUUAAAUAAGAUGAAGGUCUCUUGGAUGUGAGUCAUGACAAGAGAGUGAGAAUCACAUGAGGCGAGAAGAAGAGGAGGAAGCCCAUGGUGCUGGAGAUGGGGGGUGAAGCAGUGUGCAGCUCAGUCAAACACAGCGUCUGCUCCAACAUUCGAUGAGUCUCAGCUCUGAUGCCUGGUAAACAAAACACUGUAGUGACGACAGAGACGGAGUCGACGUUUCAUCGAGUCCAACCUUUGUUUUGAGACCUUACCGUGUUGGGACCACUGUCUGCAGACGUGCAGGUAUUCAGUCCAAUUAAAUUAAAUCAGGCUGCACCAAAUUGUACACACUGAUAGAUAUCAGUCGGUUGUAAAUAUGCCAGAUUCUUUUUCUUUCUCAAGAUCCAUUAAUUAUUAUUUGCGAAACUAAUGCAGUAAGAUUGAUGACUUGAUUGAUGUGUUCUGUUCAUUUGAAGAUUAUUGAAGAACAUGAUGUGUAUUUUC